Molecule: messenger RNA, 4290 nt
Organism: Fusarium sp. VM40
Lineage: Eukaryota; Fungi; Ascomycota; Sordariomycetes; Hypocreales; Nectriaceae
Source: the annotation of a GenBank genome assembly
AUGCAGGCAUACACCGAGCUCGCGGCUCCCUCAGCCGUAACACAUUCAUUAACUGUCUCUCUCACUUCGGCUACAGCCAACAACAUUGUUGUCGCAAAGGGCUCCCUACUCCAGAUCUUUACAACAAAGACUAUAUCCGCCGAAUUCGACCCUGAAACCCAGUCUGCCCAACCCACGAAGCCCGAACCGGAAUUCGACCACCGCGCAAACGACGACGAUGGACUUGAAUCAUCCUUCCUUGGUGGCGAGUCAAUGUUUGUUCGAACCGAUCGUACAAACAAUACCAAGCUCGUCCUAGUCACAGAGCUUCCACUCUCUGGUGCGAUUACAGGCCUGGCCAAGAUCAAGACUAAGCAUUCAAAAUCUGGCGGUGAAGCUCUAUUGAUAGCGUACAAGGCUGCCAAACUGUGCAUGGCUAUAUGGGACCCUGAGAAGAGCACCUUGGAGACUAUCUCGAUUCACUACUACGAGAAAGAGGAGCUGCACGGUGCGCCGUGGGAGGUUUCUUUUGACGAAUAUGUCAAUUAUCUUGAGGCUGACCCGAGCAGUCGAUGCGCGGCCUUCCAAUUCGGCUCACGCAAUCUCGCGAUCCUACCAUUUCGACAAUCGGAAGAAGACUUGGAGAUGGAUGAUUGGGAUGAGGAUCUCGAUGGGCCCCGACCUGUCAAGGAGUCUACUACAGUCGCCAAUGGAAGUAGCGACACAUUAGAAGCAGCAUAUACACCGUCUUUUGUCCUCCGUCUCCCACUCCUUGAUCCCAGUCUGCUUCAUCCCGUGCACUUCACCUUUCUGCAUGAGUACAGAGAACCGACAUUUGGUAUCCUAUCAUCCAGCCAAGAAAGAGCACAUUCCCUUGGUCAGAAAGAUCAUCUCACCUACAAGGUCUUUACGUUGGACCUGCAGCAGCGAGCUUCUACGACCAUCCUCUCCGUUACCGACCUUCCUCGAGACCUCUUCAAGAUUCUGGCCCUGCCGGCGCCAGUUGGUGGUGCGCUACUCAUUGGUGAGAAUGAGCUAAUUCACGUUGAUCAGUCGGGCAAGGCCAAUGGUGUUGCUGUGAACUCAAUGGCUCGACAGAUCACCUCCUUCAGUUUGACGGACCAGGCGGACCUAAACCUACGACUAGAGCAUUGUGUUAUUGAGAAAUUGUCCAUCGAAAAUGGUGAACUUCUGUUGGUUCUCAACGAUGGUCGCCUUGGUAUAGUAUCGUUCCAGAUUGAUGGUCGAACUGUAUCUGGCCUCCACGUGAGAAUGGUUGCAGACGAGAAUGGGGGCAGCCUAAUCAAAAGCCGAGCAUCAACAGCAUCCAAACUCAGCAAGAACGCGUUCUUUGUGGGCAGCGACACCGGCGACUCUGUGGUGUUGGGAUGGACCAGAAAGAUGAACCAGGAGAAGAAGCGGAAGCCUCGCCUUAUCGACGCAGACAUUGCAAUUGAUGUGGAUGACCUAGAUCUGGAGGACGAUGAUGACGAGGAUGAUGAUCUCUACGGCACUGAAUCUGCAGCUGCAAAGCCAACUCAGGCUCUCAACGGGGGAGGCAAAUCAGGCGAAUUGAACUUCCGCAUCCAUGAUACCCUACUCAGCAUCGCUCCGAUCAAGGACUUGACUGCCGGAAAGGCGGCCUUCCUACCCGACAGCGAGGAAGCGACUCUUUCGAAAGGAGUUGUCUCGGAUCUACAUCUCGCAUGCAUUGUUGGACGAGGAAAAGCAGGGUCGCUGGCAAUACUCAACCGAAACAUUCAGCCCAAGAUCAUUGGACGAUUCGAGUUUCCAGAGGCCAGAGGUUUCUGGACCAUGGCUGUCAAGAAAGCCAUGCCCAAGGCUCUUGGUGGAAACGUCGGUGUCGGUAAUGAAUAUGAGACGUUCGGUCAGCAUGACAAGUAUAUGAUUGUCGCAAAGGUGGAUCUUGACGGUUACGAGACAUCAGAUGUGUAUGCUCUCACUGGGGCAGGAUUCGAGACUCUUAAGGACACAGAGUUUGAUCCUGCAGCUGGCUUCACAGUGGAAGCCGGGACAAUGGGCAAACAGAUGAGAAUCAUCCAAGUUCUCAAGUCAGAGGUUCGAUCCUACGAUGGAGAUCUCGGCCUCACUCAAAUCUUGCCAAUGCUUGACGAGGAAACCGGCGCAGAACCCAGAGUCACCAGCGCCAGUAUUGCGGAUCCUUACCUGCUACUCAUCCGCGACGACAAUAGCAUCUUUUUAGCACAGAUUGAUAACAACAACGAGCUUGAAGAAGUGGAAAAGAUGGAUACUACUCUCCAAAACUCCAAGUGGCAUGCUGGAUGCUUGUACACAGAUACAACGGGCGCGUUUCAGCCAAAUGCCAGCGACAAGGGCACAGAGACGGAGAAGAUCAUGAUGUUCUUACUCAGCUCAACAGGAGCACUACAUGUAUACGCACUUCCUGAUCUCUCAAAGCCUGUCUACAUCGCCGAGGGUCUCUGUUACAUACCCCCUUACCUCUCGGCAGAUUACACGCUACGACGAGGUCUUGCACGAGAGACCCUCCGCGAGAUUCUCGUAGCUGAUCUAGGCGACACCACCUCACAAUCCCCAUAUCUCAUACUCCGAAACCAAACCGACGACCUUACCAUUUACGAACCCCUACGGCAUAAGAGAGAGGGAGGCGAAACAAGUCUCCAUGCCACCCUUACCUUCAAAAAGACAUCCAACGUAACACUAGCAGCAACACCUGUCGAGAAAGAACAAGACGAUACCGUUGAGCAACCCCGUUUCAUGCCUUUACGACCAUGUGCAAACAUCAAUGGCUACAGCACUGUCUUCCUUCCUGGUUCAUCACCAAGUUUCAUCCUCAAAUCUAGCAAGAGCGUGCCUCGUGUCAUCGGUCUUCAGGGUAUUGGAGUCCGCGGUAUGAGCACAUUCCACACCGAAGGUUGUGAUCGCGGCUUCAUCUACGCAGACGAUGAGGGUAUCGCUCGUGUCACUCAGCUCCCGCCUGACACCAACUUCACCGAACUCGGCAUCUCGGUCAAGAAAGCCCCCUUGGGUGCUGAUGUCCGCGGUAUCGCCUACCAUCAACCAACCGGCACUUACAUUGCAGGCUGCAUGGUAAGCGAACCGUUCGAGCUCCCCAGAGACGACGACUACCACAAAGAGUGGGCCAAGGAAACACUCGCUUUCCCUCCCACCGUGCCUCGCGGCGUCCUCAAGCUCAUCAGCCCUAUCAGCUGGACCGUCAUCCACGAGGUGGAUUUUGAAUCCUGUGAAUCCAUCGAGUGCAUGAAAACGCUGCAUCUUGAAAUCUCAGAAGAUACCAAGGAACGUCGCUUCCUCAUCGCAGUCGGUACCGCCAUAGCAAAGGGAGAAGAUCUCCCCAUCCGCGGCCGCGUGCAAGUCUUCGACAUCGUAACAGUCAUCCCAGAGCCCGGCAAGCCAGAGACGAACAGACGUCUCAAGGCCAUCGCCCGUGAGGACAUCCCCCGCGGCGGCGUGACAGCCAUAUCCGAGAUCGGAACUCAAGGCCUCAUGCUCGUCGCCCAGGGCCAGAAGUGCAUGGUGCGAGGCCUCAAAGAAGAUGGCUCGCUUCUCCCCGUGGCUUUCCUCGACAUGAGCUGCCACGUCUCCAGCGCACGCGAGCUUCCGCGCACGGGUCUUUGUCUCAUAGCCGAUGCGUUCAAGGGCGUUUGGUUCGCGGGCUACACAGAGGAGCCGUAUACCUUCAAGGUCCUGGGUAAGAGCCAUGGCCGACUGCCGGUGUUGGUGGCGGAUUUCCUGCCUGACGGUGAUGAUCUUGCUAUUGUUGCGGCGGAUGCGGAUGGUGAUUUGCAUAUUCUCGACUUCAACCCUGAGCAUCCCAAGUCCCUUCAGGGCCAUCUCCUUCUCCACCGCACAUCCUUCUCCGUCUCCCCCAAUCCCCCAUCAACAACCCUUCUCCUUCCACGCACAACACCACCCUCCCAACCCACUCCCCAAGACCCCCCACACGUCCUCCUCCUCGCCUCCUCCACCGGCCACCUAUCAACCCUCAUCCCCCUCCCCGAGACGACCUACCGCCGUCUCCUAUCCGUGACGAACCAGCUCCUCCCAGCGCUCACGCCCCACGGCGGUCUGAACGCCAAGGCCCACAGACUACCCGACGGCAUACGCCCUGUUGGCGUCGAGGCAGCUGGAGGAAGAGCCAUAGUCGACGGCGCCGUGCUGGCGAGGUGGGCUGAGCUAGGCGCUGCGAAGAGGGCUGAGAUUGCAGGCAAGGGCGGUUAUGAUGGUGUGGCUGAGUUGAGAGAAGAGCUUGAGGGUGUAUUGGGAUGGAGUGGUCUGUCGUAUUUCUAG